Molecule: messenger RNA, 855 nt
Organism: Magallana angulata
Lineage: Eukaryota; Metazoa; Mollusca; Bivalvia; Ostreida; Ostreidae
Product: universal stress protein in QAH/OAS sulfhydrylase 3'region-like
Exons: 4
Coding region: 129-593 (154 amino acids)
Source: RefSeq, a predicted model, not a curated record
CCUGUGUUGAGAAGUGUACGUGUGUGUGAGAGAGAGGGAGACGGGGGAAAAGGUAGAUAUAGGUUACGAUCGCAGAGAUCAUAAACAACAGUUCGUUUCCAGAAGAUUCUCACAUCUGAUCUGCAGUCAUGGCGCCUCGGACGAUUAUUGUUGCAAUGGAUGGGAGUGACCAUGCCAUUAAUGCAUUCCACUGGUUUUGUAAAGCAUUGAAGCGUGACGAUGACAAAGUAGUCAUGGUGUACUCCGUAGAGAUAUACGAUGCGAUGUAUUCCGCCCAGUGGUUCAAUGUUCCAUAUGCUGUAGAUAGGACGGCAUUGAAGGCGAUGCUGGAGAGACAUGGGGAGGAGAUCAAGAAAAAACUGGAAGAAUUCGCAGAAAUAAUGAAAAAGGAACACGCAGCCGGCAUAGUCCGCAGCACGCACGCCGAAAAACCCGGAGAAGGAAUUCUGAAAGCGGCGACGGAUUUGAACGCGGACAUGAUUGUGAUGGGUUCCCGGGGCCUGGGGACCGUCAGGCGGACUAUACUGGGCAGUGUCAGUGACUAUGUUCUUCACCACUCUCCCGUUCCCGUCAUAGUAUGCCCACCAGAGUAGAUAAUCUCCCCCCCCCCGGCCAUACUAUGUUCUAUGUUGUUAUAGUUAAACGUUGACUUUCAGACGUCUCUGUUACACGUAUGAGGGUAACUAAUAUUAUUUUGUUAUGUACAUGUAGUUAAAAUAUAUUUCAGUAUCCUAACCUGUCGCAAUAGACUAUAUAUGUGUUCUUGGCUUGAAAAGUUAUUUUUUACAGGAAAAACUCUAUGUAGUUUGUACAUGUAUGCAGAUCAAUGAUCAAAUAAAUUCAUGCCAAAAUGUU